AUGGGGAUCACUACGCACGAAUUCAUGCAUGCUCUUGGUGCAUGGCACAUGCAUCAACGUAGUGACAGGGACACACACCUAAUUGUUGAUUUGACCUAUGUGAAACCGGGCUACGAAGGAAAUUUUGCUAAAGUCAGUGCCGAUCGUACCAAUAACUACAAUCCAUUUGAUUACGGGAGUGUAAUGCACUAUGCAGCCAAUCUAUUUACCACACAAGGCUAUUCAUUGAUACCUCGUAUAGGAAAAUAUCUCAGGACCCCGGGAACUCGAGUGGUUUCAUUCUACGACAUUAAAAUGCUCAACGAUCACUAUGGAUGUCAUGCUCAAUGCGGUGCAGCCACUUGCGCCAACGGUGGCGAGCCCAGACCAAAAAAUUGUGAUGUAUGCAAUUGUCCAGAAGGUUACGGAGGAGUAAAAUGCGCUGCACGCCCAGGUGGAUGCGGUGAGACUUUAGCAGCUACAGCUGUCUGGAAAACAAAAACCUUCACAUUUGGUAAUGCAGUCAUCAAGACCGAGCGUGACACCUAUAUGCGAUGUAAUCACUGGGUAACGGCCCCUGCCGGUAGAAAAGUUCAAGUGCGGGUAACAGCUGUGAAAAACGUACAAUGUCGGGUGGGAUGUCGACAGAAUUCAAUCGAAAUCAAGUAUCGGCCUGAUAAAGGGCUCACAAACCCUAGGAUUUGCUGUGCGGAUCUGCUGAAUCAAGUCGUCACGAGCGAACUCAAUCCGACACCGAUCAUUUCGUACAACAGAUACCUCACAUCUACCUAUACAUUCCAGUACAGAUACAUUUGA
Haemonchus placei is the source of this 795-nucleotide messenger RNA. The record is from the annotation of a GenBank genome assembly. NCBI's taxonomy places the organism in Eukaryota, Metazoa, Nematoda, Chromadorea, Rhabditida, Trichostrongylidae.